Molecule: messenger RNA, 1076 nt
Organism: Leptinotarsa decemlineata (Colorado potato beetle)
Lineage: Eukaryota; Metazoa; Arthropoda; Insecta; Coleoptera; Chrysomelidae
Product: orphan steroid hormone receptor 2-like
Source: RefSeq, a predicted model, not a curated record
CCAAUAGCACUACUGGUUCUGACACUUUCCAUUUGUCAACAAGUCAGGGCAGCAUUGACGAUGACAUUUCAAUGGAAAGUACAAACACUGGGACUGAACUUGGCGAUGCCUUAUCUACCGCACGUGAUAAAAAACUUAUGUCAAAAGCCCUUGACAGUAUGGCUAGACUCCAAGGCUUAAAUGGGACUGGCUACAGUGUAUUAUCUAGCGACCAAAAAUGUUUUGACUAUGAUGGACCCAUUCUUCAAGAUCAGCAUAUAGCAUUCAACUUAUUAAUUCCAGGACCUGUUCCUCCCUAUUUGAAUAUACAUUAUAUAUGUGAAAGCGGAUCAAGACUGCUGUUCUUGUCUGUUCAUUGGGCAAAAAAUAUACCAGCUUUCCAGUUUUUAAGCCUUGAAACUCAAAUUGUCCUUUUGAGAAACUGCUGGUCAGAAUUAUUCACACUUGGUUUGGCACAGUGCUCCCAAUUGCUGUCACUAUCAACAAUUCUAUCUGCUCUGAUUAGCCACAUUCAUGCCUCAAUUGCACAAGAUAAAAUGUCAGCCAACAAAGUGAAGCAGGUAACAGAUAAUAUAGUUAAAUUACAAGAUUUUGUUACCAGUAUGAAUACAUUACAUGUCAAUGAAAAUGAAUAUGCGUACUUGAAGGCAAUUACUUUGUUUUCCACUGAUAGCCCAGAUAUUCUGUUGAGGAAACCAAUUGAGGAAUUACAAGAGAAAUCAUUUCAAGCGUUGAGAAGUUAUGUUGGUGACAGUUAUCCAGAUGAUAUUGACAGAUUUCCAAGGUUACUAUUACGUCUUCCUCCAUUGAGGGCAUUGGAGUCAAAUAUACUUGAGGAGCUUUUUUUUGCAGGACUCAUAGGACAAAUUCAAAUAGACAGUGUGAUACCAUACAUUUUAAGGAUGGGAGGAAGUGUUUCUUCCUCAGCCAACAAUAGACAAGUUAAAACAGAACUCAUAGAUGAUUUUUCAUGCAAAUGACGUUAUCUGUACAUUUUUUUCUGUGUUAUUAUUUAUUUUGUACUAUUUUUUUUCUAUUGCAUUCUUGUUCCUAUAUCAAUAAAAAAUAUCUUUCUA